Sarcophilus harrisii (Tasmanian devil) is the source of this 1431-nucleotide messenger RNA. RefSeq names its product beta-1,4-galactosyltransferase 4 (gene B4GALT4). Gene Ontology annotation, molecular function: glycosyltransferase activity. The record is from RefSeq and is a predicted model, not a curated record. Lineage: Eukaryota; Metazoa; Chordata; Mammalia; Dasyuromorphia; Dasyuridae. The transcript has 7 exons. Gene Ontology annotation, biological process: carbohydrate metabolic process. Bases 300 to 1322 code for a protein of 340 amino acids.
GAGCGGCAGCAGUAGGAGGAGGAGCAGAAGGGGAUAUCUGGCCGAGGGUUGGAGGCGGGGUCCCAGAUAGAGCUGCUCCCGCUUCUCCGCCUCGCGACUUCCCCUGCCGGCCCCUGGCUCCAGCCAAGGGAGUCGUUGCAGCCUCUGCUUGAAAUUAUUGGAACAGAACCAUGGAAAAAGAAUUUUCAUUGCUGCACCUGUUGACGUACAACUUGUGAUUGGAUCGUGAAGUUUUUUUAGGCUAUUUUCCCCUGCCUCAUGAGUGGCGGUGAAGGACAUUUUAUCCCUCUAAUAAUAAGAUGGGUAUAAACUUUCCUCUUCAGCUUUCCUAUAAAUUCAGACUGUUGCUGCUCUUUGCAUUAUGCAUGAUGGUGAUUGGAUGGGUUACCUCAAGUUACCUGGUUGCUGCCUUCCAAGAGAUUCCUAAAGUAAAGAUUUUCAACAGGACCAUAAUUUGGACGACGGAGUUAGCUUCAUCUAAUAAGGCUUCCAUGACAAAAUCAAAAUUGAAAAAAUGUCCUCUUUUGUCUCCACACUUGAGAGGAACCAGGAAACUCAUUUUCAAAUCAGAUCUCACAUGGGGAGAAGUACAGACAGAGAAUCCUAAAGUUCAGAAAGGCCGAUACCACCCAGAAGAUUGUAUGGCUUUACAACGGGUUGCCAUCCUAAUUCCACAUCGGAAUAGAGAGAAGCAUUUAUUAUACCUGCUGAAACAUCUCCAUCCAUUCUUGCAGAGGCAGCAAGUGGAUUAUGGCAUCUAUGUCAUUCAUCAGGCUGGAGAUGACAAAUUUAACAGAGCCAGACUCCUGAAUGUUGGCUACCUAGAAGCCCUUAAGGAAGAAAAUUGGGAUUGUUUUAUAUUCCAUGAUGUAGAUCUGAUACCAGAGAAUGACCUAAACCUCUAUAUGUGUGAUGUUCAUCCAAAACACCUGGUGGUUGGCAGAAACAGCACUGGCUACAGAUUGCGUUAUAAGGGAUAUUUUGGAGGUGUUUCUGCUCUAACAAGAGACCAGUUUUACAUGGUGAAUGGAUUCUCCAACAAUUAUUGGGGCUGGGGUGGAGAAGAUGAUGACCUCAGAAUCAGGGUGGAGAUACAUGGGAUGAAAAUAUCUCGGCCUCCUCCUUCUAUAGGCAAAUACACAAUGAUCUUCCACACCAGAGAUAAGGGCAAUGAGGAAAACUCAGAAAGGAUGAAGCUAUUAAAGCAGGUGUCACGAGUGUGGCAAACAGAUGGACUGAACUCUUGUUACUAUAACCUGCUGUCUGUGAAACACAAUCCUUUAUAUAUCAAUAUCACAGUGAAUUUUCAUGUGACUUCUUAAUCCUACAUUAUGGGGAAAGAUAGAAUGUCCAGUUGCAGUAGUUAUUGAAUGUCUGGAAAUUUUGAACUUGACAUUCCCCCCAACCCUUUUUGCCUCUUUCACCAAGGAG